AUGGAGCCCCCAGGCAAGCAGCCCCCACCAGAGCUUUCCCCAGAAGAGUCCCUGCCUGAGGACUCGGGCCUCGAGGAGGCUCCCAGCAUGCACACCCUCUAUGUGGGCCACCUGAACCCCCAGUUUUCAGUGCCCGUGCUCACCUGCCUGCUGCGAGACACCCUGGAGCGGCUAGAGCUGCCGGUGGCACGGGAGCACAUCGAGGUGGUGAGGCGGCCACAGAAAGCCUAUGCAUUGGUACAGGUGGCCACCCACAAGGCCACCCUGGCCUCCCUCCCUUGGCGCCUGCACAAGGCCUUGGAGGAGCACCUGAUCCUCAAGGAGCUUGCAGCCCGGGGGAAGGAGCUGGUGUUGAGAGAGAAGUUAAACCACAGAGAGGAGAUUGUGGGCCUGGAGCGGCUCUUCCAGGGAGCCUUCCUGGGCAGUGAGACACGCAACAUGGAGUUCAAGCGGGGCAGUGGCGAGUACUUGAGCCUGGCCUUCAAGCACCAUGUGCGGCGCUACGUGUGCGCCUUCCUCAACAGCGACGGCGGCAGCCUGCUGGUGGGCAUUGAGGACAGUGGCCUAGUGCAGGGCAUCCGCUGCAGCCACCGUGAUGAGGACCGCACGCGCCUGCUGGUGGACUCCAUCCUGCAGGGCUUCAAGCCCCAGGUCUUUCCCAAUGCCUACACCCUCACCUUCAUCCCUGUGAUCAGCACCUCCACGGCCGGCGUCUCCCUCAAGGUGAUCCGCCUGACAGUGCACACCCCCAAGGCCCAGAGCCAGCCACAGCUCUACCAGACGGACCAAGGGGAGGUAUUCCUGCGGCGUGAGGGGAGCAUCCAGGGCCCACUGUCGGCCAGCGCCAUCCAGGAGUGGUGCCUGCAGAAGUGGAUGGGAGAGCUGGACGAUCUGAAGGAGAAGGUGAAGGUGUUGACGGUGGAGAAGGAGCAGCUCCAGCAGCAGCUGCAGCGGCCCUGGCCCAUCUCCUGCACCUGCUGCGUCCUGUGAUGGCCCCAGUGAGCAGGGAGGACAGUGCAGCGCUCUCCACAGGGAGAUGCAGCGAUUUCCUAUUUGAAUCUAAGUCUUACCAAUAAAACCCAUCUGGGCUGCUCAGUGGUGGACAGGAGCUCUAGUUUCCUCUUUCCAACACUGCACACAGCUGGUGCCCACAUGGCUUCUACCCUCAGCAGAUCCCAGUCCAUGUGGCUAAGAAAUUGCUCUCAGCACGACCCCCAAGGAAUCUUACUCUCAGAAAGAACUUGUAAAAAACUUGGCCAGAGUUACUCUAGGGCUGAGCUGUAAGGGGCUGUCCCUCUUCCUAAAAUGCUCAUUUUUCCCAGGCUGGGGUCUAUGACUCCAGUUAGCUAGACAGUGCCAGAAAAGAAUUUGUCAUCUUGGAAAAGCCCCUCCCAGAUGGUGAGGCAUAGUUGGUAACUGUGGUUACAGGGCAAACAGGCCACCCUGCAGCCCCCAACCCUGACUUGCUGGAACUUGGGAUUACCAAUGCUCCCUAAUAAAUUAAAUGCUCCUGGGGCAAGAAUGGUUAUUUCUAGGACACUUGGUCUGCCGGUUAGAUGCUACUGGGUCGAGUCCCAAUCCCAGCCCACUUCUGUCCAGGAGACAGAGCCAACCCUGGGCUCCUACCACACAAAGCUUUGGGGGAAAGAAGCCUGGAUGGCCAGGCUCCAGUCCAGCUCUAUCUUAAAGACCAGGUGCCUUGGGGCAAAGUGCUUUGCCUCUUUGCUUCAGUUCUUCACUCCUAAGAUAGUGACAGUGGGCAGGGGCAAAGGCAUUUUGUCCUCAGGCCAGUGUCCUGUGUCUCUGCCGGCCAUGACACAGGAAGGGUCUGACUUCCAUUCCAAACCCCCUCCAGCCACUGAAGAGGAUUCCUGCUCUGGCCGUUUCCCUCGCCAUCUCCAGCUGAGCCAGAGACUGGAAAGCCAGAGUCUGAUCAUGCUGUGCCUGUGCUCAAAGCUCUCCAAGCUCCCCACCACACCAAGAGCAAAGCCCGAACAGUGACCUACACAGUUCUCCACGGCCUAGCCCAUCUGGCCUCGAGUCCUGCCCCUGCACAAGCCGUUCCAGCUGUGCUGACUAACUUGUUUCAGGAGCACUCCUGCCUCAGGGUCUUUGCCCUAGCUGCUCCUCCUGCCUGGAACACUCUUCCUCUAGAUAGCUGCAUGACUCAGAUUUCCUCUCCUCUCCACCUUCAAAUGUGUGUUCAGCUUGCCUACCCACUGUUUUAAAUUAUACCCUCCCCUGUGCUUCCAUUCCCUCCCUUUCUGCAUCCAUCUUUUUGCUCCAUAGCACUGUUACCCUCUGUAGGUUUUAUUUGGUGUUUCCCUGAUUAAAGCACAUGCUCCGGGGGCAGGGAUUUGGGUCUGUGUUGUUCACUGCUGUUAUGUUCAGAACCUAAAAGUACAGCUGGCAUGUGGUAGAUACCUAAUAAAUAUCUGCUGAUAAAACAA
Messenger RNA from Galeopterus variegatus (Sunda flying lemur), 2450 nucleotides. It is a transcript of the gene SLFNL1, whose product is annotated as schlafen-like 1. The record is from RefSeq and is a predicted model, not a curated record. Lineage: Eukaryota; Metazoa; Chordata; Mammalia; Dermoptera; Cynocephalidae. The coding region runs from base 1 to 990 and encodes 329 amino acids. The transcript is spliced from 4 exons.